This is a messenger RNA of Pogoniulus pusillus (Red-fronted tinkerbird), 834 nucleotides long. RefSeq names its product transmembrane protein 106C (gene TMEM106C). Lineage: Eukaryota; Metazoa; Chordata; Aves; Piciformes; Lybiidae. The annotation marks the transcript as partial. The transcript has 8 exons. The record is from RefSeq and is a predicted model, not a curated record.
AGCGACGGAGGCUGCGCGGGAGAAGGGCAGGCCGCGGCGGGGGGGGGGACCGCUGAGGGGCUUGGGCCUACUGGGACCUCCUGCAGCUGCUGCCCCGCGGCCAGGAUGGGUUCUGCUCUUUCCUUCACCGUCGCUAAAGCUCCCUCCAGGCCCAGGAAGAAGGCAGAGGGGAGGGAGGAAGAGGAGGAGGAAGAUUUGCUUGACGGUCGGGAUCGCGUGGAGGACAUUGCCAAGUUCCCCUACGUGGAGUUCACAGGGCAGGACAGCAUCACCUGCCCCACCUGCCAGGGCACAGGCUGCAUGCCCACAGAGCAGGUCAACGAGCUGGUGGCUCUGAUACCCUACAGCGACCAACGCCUGCGGCCCCAGAGGACGAAGCUUUACGUCCUGCUCUCGGUGCUGCUCUGCCUCCUGGUCUCGGCUCUGGUGGUUUUCUUCCUCUUCCCCCACUCGGUGCUGGUGGAGGAUGAUGGCAUCAAAGUGGUGCAGGUCUGGUUUGACACCAAGAACUCCGUGGUCACCCUGGGCAUCACGGCCACCCUCCGGAUCAGGAACUCCAACUUCUACUGGGUGGCCGUGAGCAGCCUGAGCAGCCAGGUGCAGUACAUGAACACUGUGGUGGGCAGCCAGCAGCUCUCCAACCUCUCCAGCAUCCAGCCCCGGAGUGACAGACUGGUGAACUUCACCGUGAGGGCAGAGCUGGGAGGACCUUUCUCCUACGUGUAUUUCUUCUGCACCUUCCCCAAGGUGAAGGUCCACAACAUUGUGAUCUUCAUGAGGACCUUGGUGAAGCUCUCCUACGUUGGCCACACCACGCAGAGUGCUCUGGAAACC